This is a messenger RNA of Theobroma cacao (cacao), 2167 nucleotides long. RefSeq names its product indole-3-acetic acid-amido synthetase GH3.17-like. The record is from RefSeq and is a predicted model, not a curated record. NCBI's taxonomy places the organism in Eukaryota, Viridiplantae, Streptophyta, Magnoliopsida, Malvales, Malvaceae. Gene Ontology annotation, molecular function: acid-amino acid ligase activity. Gene Ontology annotation, cellular component: cytoplasm.
CAACUUUCCAAGAGAAGGCAUUGCCUUCUUGUGCUUUGAACUGCAGGUCAUCAGUUUACAGCUAGCCUGCAAGGCCUUAGCUUGUUCUCUGAUCAAACACAAUCUUGAUCAUGGAACCAAAGGUCAGCAUUCAAGAAGGCUGGAAGGUUUUGGAGGAUCUGACGAUAAAUGCUGAUCAAUUUCAGCAAAAGGUGUUGGAGGAGAUACUAAAGCAAAAUGCAGGUACUGAGUAUCUCAAGAGGUUCCUCGACGGCCAGGCAGAUAAGGAACUUUUUAAGAAGAAAGUUCCCAUUACGACUUACGAUGGCAUAAAACCUUAUAUAGAGCGAAUUGUUGUCAAUGGAGAGCCCGCAGACAUCCUUUUAGCUGAACCCGUGACUGCCAUUACCCUAAGCUCUGGCACCUCAAGAGGACAGGCAAAGAUGAUGCCUCUGACAAAUAAGCAGUUGGACCAGUUAACAUACUGCAGAAGCCUUGCUAUGUCUGCGGCAAACAAGUUUGUGGAUGGCUUGCUGGAGGAAGGGAAACAGAUGCAACUGUUGUUCGUCAGACCAGAUAUUUAUGUUCCAUCAGGCUUGCCAGCAAGACCUAUCCUAACAAGCUACCACAAGAGCAAAAAUUUUGAAAAGUAUGAGUCCAGUCUUUAUACUAGCCCUAUGUCGACAAUCUUGUGCUUAGACAGCAAGCAGAGCCUAUAUUGCCAAUUUCUUUGUGGUCUAUUACAACGGGAUGAGGUUGUAAACAUUGGUGCAGUUUUCGCUUCUGUUCUUUUUCGGGCUAUCAGAUUCUUAGAAGAUUAUUGGAGAGAGUUAUGCUCUAACAUAAGAACAGGUCGUCUUAGUGAUUGGAUUACUGACACUGGCUGCAAAAAUGCUUUGUCACUAAUGCUCACUGGACCUAAUCCAGAACAAGCUGAUUUAAUUGAAGCUGCAUGUAACAGUAAAUCAUGGGAAGGGAUAAUUAAGAAACUUUGGCCCAAAGCAAAGUACAUUGAUGUUAUUGCUACAGGUUCUAUGGCCCAAUAUCUUCCGAUACUUGAAUUCUACUGUGGUGGAAUACCUGUUGUUUCAAUGCCAUAUGCUUCUUCUGAGAGUUUCUUGGGGAUCAAUCUUAAACCUUUUAGCAAGCCUUGUGAUGUGUCUUACACCCUUGUUCCCGAUGUGGCAUACUUUGAGUUCCUCCCCGUAAAGGAUUACAAUGAAGAAGAAACCAAAGAGGUCCACUCCGAUGUUAAAUCUGACAACGAUUUGACAGAAAAACAGACCAAGAAGGAAGAAAUUGAACCCGUUGAACUCGUGAAUGUGGUGCUUGGUCAAUGUUAUGAACUUGUUAUCACAACUUGUACAGGUCUAUAUAGAUAUAAAGUUGGAGAUGUUCUCAUGGUAACUGGCUUCCAUAACAACGCCCCUCAGUUUCAGUUCGUGCGACGCCAAGACGUAGUUUUAAGCGUAGAUGUUGAGAAAACCAGUGAAGACGAACUGUUAGAGGCCAUGACAAAGGCCAAGCUCCUCCUGGAGCCGUUUGGCUUAGUCUUGACGGACUAUAGCAGCUAUGCUGAUGUUUCAACAGUACCAGGGCACUACGUAUUGUUCUGGGAGCUAAACAUGGAUGCAAGUAGUGACCUGCCGGAGUUCAAUCCCAAGAUAAUAGAGCAAUGUUGUUCCACUGUGGAAGAAUCAUUCAAUUAUCUGUAUAAAAACUGCAGGAAGGGUAACACAGUCGGGCCGUUAGAGAUAAGGAUGGUAGAGCAGGGAACAUUUGAUGCGCUCAUGGACUUUUACAUAUCGAAAGGGUCUUCUGUUAGCCAAUACAAAACACCUCGAUGCAUCAAACUGGAGGAAGCUUUCAAGGUAUUGGACUCUCGGGUGGUCAAACGUUAUUUUAGCCAGAAAGUUCCCGCAUAAAACCCGAUGAGAUGGCUACUAAAUAAAGGACAAGGGCUUAGGUUAUCAGAAAUAAGUUUGGUUGGUCAAACACAUGCCUUUGUAGACUCUUCCAAAGCUUUACUUGUCUCAAUUUGUUUGCUUGUUUAAUUUUGUAUUUGCUCUUAUUUUAAUUAUCUCGAUUCGUUCUGUACACGAAUAAGCAUGACGCCUACUUUGCCAGACCUGUGCCACGAUGUAAUAUAUUAAUUAAAGUAAAUAACAACUUGGCUAUCUUUUUUUCU